This is a messenger RNA of Neoarius graeffei (lesser salmon catfish), 3086 nucleotides long. RefSeq names its product V-set and immunoglobulin domain containing 10 (gene vsig10). The record is from RefSeq and is a predicted model, not a curated record. Gene Ontology annotation, cellular component: cell-cell junction. The transcript has 9 exons. Gene Ontology annotation, biological process: cell-cell adhesion. Gene Ontology annotation, molecular function: cell adhesion molecule binding. Bases 261 to 1880 code for a protein of 539 amino acids. NCBI's taxonomy places the organism in Eukaryota, Metazoa, Chordata, Actinopteri, Siluriformes, Ariidae.
CAGGACUUCCGGGAGAGAGAGAGAGAGAGAGAGAGAGAGCAGGUAGAUGAAACGAAAAUAAGUGGAUAUGAACAUGAAGAUGGACGCAGUUAAGACUUGAAACAGAAGCUGAAACGUCUGUGGGUUUUUUUUAUUUUAUUUAUUUCCCAGCUGCGACAAACGACAACUUCCUGGUUUGUCUGAGUUUGUGUUUACAGAUGUGACUUCUGACUGCGGCGCGUGCGGUUCCUUCUCGCCCGUCUAAACUUCCGGCUGCGGCGAUGAAAAUAUCCGGAAUAACUUUUCUCUACUUUUUACUUUUAUAUCAAAAAGUAUUAACGGAUGAGGUUACGAUAAUCAAAGAGUUGGAGGAGAACGUCGUGCUGCCAUGCCUCGGCAUCCCGCCCAACAUCACCCCGUCAGUGACCCGCUGGAUAAAGGGCGAGGUGGUGUUGGCUACCCAUAGCCACUCUCUGCCUGCCAGCACGACGCACACGUCGACGCACAUAUCCAUCCUGGACAACAGCAGCUUGAGCAUCACUGGCUUGAUGACUUUAGAUGAGGAAGUGUAUCAGUGUCAGACUGAGCCGAAGGGAAGCGACGUACUCCACCGUGUUCGGCUACUGGUCACAGAUGGUCCAAAGGACAUGGUGGUAAAUGUCACACCAGUGACGUCUCUCACUAAUGGAACGUUGUUUGUCGCGAAAGGCACCACUGUUAUUUUUAACUGUUCCAGCAAGUCGUACCCGUCACAGAACAUGACCUGGACUUUUGAGGAUGUGACCCUGAAAGAAAACAAAACCAGGGCGUUUGGGAGUAAAUCAUUUCUGCACUUUGAGAUCUUCAACAUUCAGCCUGAGGAUCAAAGAAACUACACGUGCCUCACGCAAAACAGCGUCUCCAACAAAACCAAGACACAAAGCGUGGAACUACUCAUCUACUAUGCUCCAAAGUAUCAUCCGGACUGCAUUUGGCACCACGGCUCUGAGCUCAAUCAGGUCUUCUUUAACUGCUCCUGGUACGGUGCUUACCCCACCCCCAUGCUAACGGUGUUAUUGGACUCGAAAGCAGGCGGGAAGCCUUUAUUGAAUGUAUCGCAGGAGAGGGAGAACUUUGAGGUGACACUGAACAGGAACAUGUUGUACGAGGGCCAGAAGAUCACCUGUGUAGGAAAACAUGUAACCCAAAAGCCUGGAAACAAGACAUUUUGCACCUUCACACUUGCUGCUCCACACCCUCUGGCACAACUGUUGGUUGCUGCUCUGGAAGGCACGAACGUCACCCUCACGUGCUCGGAGUCCCAGUCUCUGCCUCCUGCUAAAACCAUAUGGCUGCGAGGAGGAAGAACACAGGAGCCCAUCGUACCCAGCUCCAAGUACAUUGUGGCUGAACAGGGCCCAAUUCUGAGCCUCACCAUCCUCAGUGCCACAAAGGAUGAUCAGGGCGUGUAUUCCUGCCGGAGUGAAAACGCUGUCGCUGUCGCGGAGCUGGAGGUCAUCCUUUCUAUCAGAUCCUCUGCAGAUAAGUCUGGAGCCAUCGUCGGGGUCUUCAUAUCGAUUUUAAUUUUAGCAGCUGGAGCCAUGGUGGGCUAUGUCUUAUACACACAACGCCACAAGAUAUGCCUGGGUUUCCAGUCUGGGUACGGCCGUACAAACAAUAACAAUAUGGAUGUGAUGAAUCUGAUCGAGUCUGACGACGACGACAUUUUACACGAUGCCGUUCCGAGGCUCCCUCCACUCACUAACGGUCAAGUUUCCGCUCCGGUGACCACGCUCGUAGAAAUUCACCGCAUUCAGUCCAGUGAUCAUGAAGAUAAUGUGAACGAUCCAGACAUUGAUCAUCACACACAAGGCCGAACACAGGAACACACUCAGGAUCACACAGAUCCAGAUGAAAAAUAAACAAAAGGGACUUGCUGGACUUUUGUGACUGUACAGAAUUUCUUUAAAGCCAUUACAAUGGCUCAUUUUUAAAAUGCAGGGAUCUGAAGUUGCAGUGUGUGUGUGUGUGUGUGUGUGCUGCAUUUGUAAGAUCAGGCAUGGUAAGAUACAGUUAGUUGUAUAAAAUAAUGCUAAUGGUUGUAUAUUUCUUUUAUUUGUUCAUUUACUUGCCAGGGCGGCACGGUGGUGUAGUGGUUAGCGCUGUCGCCUCACAGCAAGAAGGUCCUGGGUUCGAGCCCCGGGGCCGGCGAGGGCCUUUCUGUGCGGAGUUUGCAUGUUCUCCCCGUGUCCGCAUGGGUUUCCUCCGGGUGCUCCGGUUUCCCCCACAGUCCAAAGACAUGCAGGUUAGGUUAACUGGUGACUCUAAAUUGAGCGUAGGUGUGAAUGUGAGUGUGAAUGGUUGUCUGUGUCUAUGUGUUAGCCCUGUGAUGACCUGGCGACUUGUCCAGGGUGUACCCCGCCUUUCACCCGUAGUCAGCUGGGAUAGGCUCCAGCUUGCCUGCGACCCUGUAGAACAGGAUAAAGCGGCUAGAGAUAAUGAGAUGAGGUGAGAUUUACUUGCCAUAUUAUUUUGGCUACAUUGCAGGAAGUCGGAAAAGCUUUGCGUGUGUGUGUGUGUGUGUGUGUGUGUGUGUGUUCCACUGCUUUGUACAGAAGCAUAAAAAACGAUCUCUGUUUUAAGACAAUGAUUUGGCAGUUGACUGUUUUCUUUUUAAAUUAACUUUUAUUUGAAUGAAAAAGAAGCUUUGACAUUUCUUUGAGAACGAUGCAAUAUAACUACGAGUGUAAACUGGAUGCAGGGUUUCAGUGUCGUGGGUGCACGUCCUUUGUUUCUGAAUAAAUGGUGAAUCUCAUAAGAAGGAACAGAAGGUGUCCACUUUUAAAAAAAAAAAAAAAAAAAGUGUUUCAGGGAGUAGUUUUCCUUCUGUCUGGGUUUUUUUUUUUUUUAAAGUGGAUGGAAAAAACACCAGCUUUAUUUCAUACAGUUUAGAUUAGAAAUCAUUUGUCAGGGUCUGGAUGAUCAUUAAUUUGGAUGGGAAGUAGGUGCUGUGUUGCAAACUGAUGUGGAUUUGUAUGUAUAAAUUGUUUUUGUUGAAUGAGUUGGGGAAAAAUUGAUUGAUAGUCUUGAAUGAAUGGAAGAUUUUGAUAAAGCUGGAAUUGUUUGAA